UGGCUGUUGGGGGAAGUGUCCCGCCUCCUCUUGAAUUCCACAGUGGUACUCUGCCCCCAUUGGUCCAGCAGGUUAGAGUCCGGAGAACAACAAACAAGAUAGGGUGAAGAUCGUCGGGAUGGAUGCAGCUACUUUAACAUACGACACACUUCGCUUUGGAGAGUUUGAAGAUUUUCCCGAGACCUCGGACCCUGUGUGGAUCUUGGGGAAGGAAUACAAUGCACUUACAGAGAAAGAUGACAUCCUGUCAGAUGUCACGUCCCGACUGUGGUUCACCUACAGGAAAAACUUCCCCCCCAUCGGAGGCACCGGCCCGACGUCAGACACGGGAUGGGGGUGCAUGCUGCGGUGUGGCCAGAUGAUUCUCGGACAGGCGCUGAUGUGUAGACACCUGGGCAGAGACUGGAGAUGGGCCAGAGACCAGAAACAAAGAGAAGAGUACAUCAGCAUUCUCAACGCCUUCAUAGACAAAAAGGACAGCUACUAUUCCAUCCAUCAAAUCGCCCAGAUGGGAGUGGGAGAGGGAAAGCCUAUCGGUCAGUGGUAUGGACCUAACACAGUCGCCCAGGUUCUGAAGAAGCUGGCUGUAUUCGAUACGUGGAGCAGAUUAGUUGUCCACGUGGCGAUGGACAACACUGUGAUCAUCGAGGAGAUCAAGCGACUUUGCAUGCCGUGGCUGGACCUAGCAGGUGAAGCGGAGGGAGAGGGCGAGGUCAAUGGCUGUCUGGAGGGAGCGUGCGCUCUGGCUGAGGAGGAGACGGCUCUGUGGAAACCCCUGGUUCUGCUCAUCCCGCUCAGGCUGGGCCUGAGUGACAUCAAUGAGGCCUACAUUGAAACCCUCAAGCAAUGCUUCAUGCUGCCUCAGUCCCUGGGUGUUAUUGGGGGGAAACCCAACAGUGCCCAUUACUUCAUUGGUUAUGUCGGAGAGGAGCUCGUCUAUUUAGACCCGCACACCACGCAGCCUGCCGUGGAGCCGUGUGAGGACAGCCAGGUCCCUGAUGAGACCUACCAUUGCCAGCACCCGCCCUGCCGCAUGCACAUCUGUGAGCUGGACCCAUCCAUCGCAGCGGGUUUCUUCUGCAACACAGAGGAUGAUUUCGAUGACUGGUGUAUGCGCAUACGAAGGUUGUCCUGCAAGAAAGGAGGUCUGCCCAUGUUCGAGUUGGUAGACAGUCAGCCCGUCCACAUGGUCAGCGUCGACGCCCUUAACCUUACUCCCGAUUUCUCGGACUCAGACAGGCUGGAACGGUUCUUUGACUCGGAGGACGAGGAGUUUGAAAUCUUGUCCCUGUAAGGAACGCAACGGACAAUGAUUUACUGUUCUGAACAGGCGGCGGGUGAUUGGGUCUCUUCUCUGGAUCAGAAGAGAAGCCCGAGGGGGGGUGAACAUUUAUUAGAGACCUCUUGAGCCAGUCCAGCUCCAGUGGCGCAGUCGGUGGGUGGUAACGGCGUUCCUCUCAUCAGCCUCCAGACGCCGCGUCCCGACAUCCAGACUGCCCCGUGGAAGCUGUAGCAGGAGCUCAGGAUCAAUUCUGUAUGCACAUCUUCACAUGCGUGUGUUCUCUUUUUUUUUUUUUUUUUCAUUUAAGUCUUAACACUUUCAAUGUUUAUGCUGAAGUGAUCUGGUGCCUUUCCCCCGAGUCCAGAAGUAAAAAUUGCCAUGGCGGUUUUCUGUUGAAUAGUCCCGGAGUGGCUAACGACGCCUGUGGCUUCCGCAGUUUGUCCACUAAUAUCUAAGGUCUGUAACAGCCUGGAACUAAACCAAACCCACAAAGGCAAGGUGUGUUAGCUGCUGACGCAAAGUAUCCUUGCCAAGACUAGAACAUACACCCCUUUUGGUUUAAAAGUUAUUUAUUUAAUCAAAGCGUAUAGGCAAGUGAUGGGACAACAGACAUGUAAGAGGACUAAAAAUAAAUCACAACUGUUUCUCUC
Molecule: messenger RNA, 1932 nt
Organism: Fundulus heteroclitus (mummichog)
Lineage: Eukaryota; Metazoa; Chordata; Actinopteri; Cyprinodontiformes; Fundulidae
Gene: atg4b
Product: autophagy related 4B, cysteine peptidase
Exons: 13
Coding region: 119-1294 (391 amino acids)
Molecular function (GO): protein-phosphatidylethanolamide deconjugating activity
Source: RefSeq, a predicted model, not a curated record